AUGUCUUCCACAUCUUCCGAAUCACGGACUCUCGUUGUGGAAUCGGGUUCGUCAUCUGAGACCGAUGUUCACUUUUUGCAAAAUGCGGUUCAAUGGAUGGACGACACGGCAAACUCUAACGACAUUCAACACCGUAGAUACGUCAAUCGAGAACGUGAAGUCGGUCAUCAAAUACUACUAAAUGAUUGGUUUGUUGACGAACCAGAAUACGACGAUGUUUACUUUCGAAAAACGUAUCGUAUGGAGAAAACCAUGUUUUUAAAAAGCGUCAAUGACAUCCAAGCAAAUUUUCCAUAUUUUCAAGAAGGGUUCGAUGCGCGUAGGAGAAGAAGCUUUAGGACGAUACAAAAAGUGUGCUCGGCGGUACGUCAACUCGCUACGGGCAAUCCGCCCGACGAGUACAAUGAGUACUUGCAUAUGGCCGCUCGAAUCGGGCGCGAGUCUCUUGACCAUUUUUGUGACGCCAUCAUUAAGUUGUAUGGUCAAGAGUACUUACGUAGGCCUACUCAACACGACGUUGCUCGCAUUUUCGAGGCACACGAACAACACCAUCACAUGCCGGGGAUGCUUGGUAGCAUCGAUUGUACACACGUCGAGUGGUUAAAUUGUCCUAGACACUUGAGAGGACAAUAUACGAGAGGCGACCAUGGCGUUCCUACUAUUAUGCUUGAGAUCACCGCUUCUCAAGAUACCUGGAUUUGGCAUGUUUAUUUUGGUGCUCCCGGUUCAAACAACGACAUAAACGUGUUGAACCAAUCCGACUUGUAUCUCACGGAGCGAAAUGGCACGACCUCGGAUACUUCUUUUGUCGUUAAUGGUCGAGAGUACAGACGCGGUUAUUAUCUAACCGACAACAUCUACAGCAAGUACUCGACGUUUGUAAAAGCAUACCCGUAUCCUACUGACCCGAAGGAGAAAAGAUUCAAGAAGUUACAAGAGGCGGCGAGGAAAGAUGUGGAGCGUGCAUUUAGGCUUCUAAAAGGGAAAUGGAAAAUUCUUAGGCGUCCUCUUCGACCCAUGAUCAAAGACAAGAUCGAGCAGUAUGUUUAUGCGGCUUGUAUUUUACACAACAUGAUCAUAAAAGGCGAUGGCAGAGCAAUCUCACCGGUUCACAUAAUGGACCCGCCGGUCCAACCAGUGUUCGACUAUAGCGUCUUAGGUGAGCUACUAAACGAAGACAUCCAUCAUUGUCUUCGUUAUGACCUCACCGAACAUGUGUUUAUCUUGUCUAAGAGACGGAUUAAGGUUGUUGGUGGUGUUUAUAAAAACCACAAGGACGAUAUUAGCAUUUAA
Messenger RNA from Erigeron canadensis, 1293 nucleotides. RefSeq names its product protein ALP1-like. The transcript is spliced from 2 exons. The record is from RefSeq and is a predicted model, not a curated record. NCBI's taxonomy places the organism in Eukaryota, Viridiplantae, Streptophyta, Magnoliopsida, Asterales, Asteraceae. Bases 1 to 1293 code for a protein of 430 amino acids.